Messenger RNA from Eurypyga helias (sunbittern), 1070 nucleotides. It is a transcript of the gene TMEM185A, whose product is annotated as transmembrane protein 185A. Bases 136 to 1032 code for a protein of 298 amino acids. The record is from RefSeq and is a predicted model, not a curated record. Lineage: Eukaryota; Metazoa; Chordata; Aves; Eurypygiformes; Eurypygidae. The transcript is spliced from 6 exons.
UUUUGUUUCUCUAAUAGCAAAUUCCUUAUUUAUGCUUGCCUGCUGCUUUUUUCUGUGUUGCUCUCUCUACGUCUGGAUGACAAAAUUCAGUGGAGUUACUGGGCUGUAUUUGCUCCAAUAUGGCUGUGGAAGUUAAUGGUGAUUGUUGGUGCCUCAGUGGGAACAGGAGUAUGGGCCCGAAACCCACAGUAUCGAGCAGAAGGAGAAACCUGUGUGGAGUUCAAAGCUAUGUUAAUUGCAGUGGGCAUCCACCUGCUCUUGCUGAUGUUUGAAGUUCUGGUGUGUGACAGGAUCGAAAGAGGAACCCAUUUCUGGCUUCUGGUCUUCAUGCCGUUAUUCUUUGUAUCUCCAGUGUCGGUUGCAGCUUGCGUGUGGGGGUUCCGACACGACAGGUCUCUGGAGCUGGAAAUCUUGUGUUCAGUCAAUAUUCUACAGUUCAUAUUCAUUGCACUCAGACUAGAUGAGAUCAUCAGAUGGCCGUGGCUUGUGGUUUGUGUUCCACUGUGGAUCUUGAUGUCCUUUCUGUGUCUAGUAGUGCUGUAUUACAUUGUGUGGUCUGUUCUGUUCCUGCGCUCUAUGGAUGUGAUUGCUGAGCAAAGGAGGACACACAUAACCAUGGCUGUCAGCUGGAUGACAAUUGUGGUUCCACUGCUCACAUUUGAGAUCUUACUAGUACACAGACUGGAUGGGCAUAAUUCUUUUUCUUUUAUACCCAUAUUUGUUCCUCUCUGGCUUUCGCUGAUAACUUUAAUGGCAACAACAUUUGGACAAAAAGGAGGAAAUCACUGGUGGUUUGGAAUUCGCAAGGACUUUUGUCAGUUCCUGCUUGAAAUCUUCCCAUUCUUACGAGAAUAUGGAAAUAUUUCUUAUGAUCUUCAUCAUGAAGAUAAUGAAGAAACAGAAGAAACACCACUGCCUGAACCGCCAAAAAUUGCACCAAUGUUUCGAAAAAAGACUGGAGUGGUUAUUACACAGAGUCCUGGAAAAUACGUGAUUCCACCUCCCAAGUUAAACAUUGAUAUGCCAGAUUAAGGUGACAUAGUAUAUUAAACUGGAACUGGGAAUCAGCA